AUGCCCGCAACGGUCUCAAAACCACGCACCCUGUACGAUAAGAUCUGGGACGACCAUGUCAUAGACGUGCAGGAAGAUGGAUUGGCUCUGAUCUACAUUGACCGACACCUCGUGCACGAAGUUACGAGCCCACAAGCAUUCGAAGGACUGCGAGUUGCCAAGCGUCCCGUCCGCCGUCCUGAUUGCACACUGGCAACCGUGGACCAUAACAUUCCCACGGCAUCGCGAAAGAAUUUUUCAUCAGUCCCAUCCUUCAUCGCCGAACCCGACUCACGCGCACAAUGUAUGGCGUUGGAGGAGAACGUCAAAGAGUUUGGCGUAACAUACUUUGGCAUGACAGAUAGACGUCAAGGCAUCGUGCACAUCAUCGGCCCAGAGCAAGGGUUCACGCUCCCCGGUAUCACCUGUGUAUGCGGUGAUUCCCACACGUCCACCCACGGCGCGUUCGGUUCUCUGGCGUUCGGCAUUGGGACGUCCGAGGUCGAGCACGUCCUCGCGACACAGACCUUACUGCAGAAGAAGGCUAAGAACAUGCGCAUCACAGUUGACGGUGAUCUCCUCGAAGGUGUCACAUCCAAGGAUGUCAUCCUCCACAUUAUUGGUGUCAUUGGCACAGCAGGCGGGACUGGGUCUGUCAUUGAGUACGCGGGCUCGGUCUUCCGUGGGUUCAGCAUGGAAGCGCGGAUGAGCGUCUGCAAUAUGUCGAUCGAGGCUGGUGCUCGUGCAGGCAUGGUCGCUCCUGAUGAAGUCACCUUUGACUACCUCCGGAAUCGACCGUUGGCGCCGAAAGGCGAGGCUUGGGAUCGCGCCGUCGCGUAUUGGAAGUCCUUGAAGUCCGACGAGGGUGCCCAGUUCGACAUCGAGGUCAAGAUUCGUGCCGCGGACAUCAUUCCUACAGUUACCUGGGGUACCUCUCCUCAGGACGUUGCCCCCAUCACUGGCAGCGUUCCUGAUCCCGCCACGUUUUCGGACCCCGUCAAACGCAGCUCCAUUGAGCGCUCGUUGAAGUACAUGGGCUUGACACCAAAGACCCGCAUGGAAGACAUCACGAUUGACAAAGUGUUCAUUGGAUCUUGCACGAACAGUCGCAUCGAGGACCUUCGCUCAGCGGCCAGAAUAGUUCUUGCUGCUGGUCCUGAUGCCAGGGUUGCCCCCAAUGUGCAGGCGAUGAUCGUGCCCGGGUCCGGUAUCAUCAAGCAGCACGCGGAGGCGGAGGGCUUGGACGUGAUCUUCAAGCGCGCUGGCUUUGACUGGCGCGAGGCAGGCUGCUCUAUGUGUCUGGGCAUGAACCCGGAUCAACUGUCGCCCGGCGAACGUUGUGCUAGCACCAGCAACCGCAACUUCGAGGGCCGUCAGGGUGCGGGUGGCCGUACACACCUUGUCAGCCCCGCCAUGGCAGCUGCCGCGGCGAUGACGGGGAGGCUCACCGAUGUCCGCAAGUUCUUUGGUAAAGACGUUGUCUCCAGUGACAAGCUAAAGUCGAUCACCGCGUUCGAGUUCCUCUCUGACCCUGUCCUGCCGUCCCCCACGCCGGAGACGCCCGUCGUAUCCGAGUUGACCAAGGAUCUGCCCCCAGCCGAAGCGCCGUCGAGUGUGCAGAAAUUCACGAUCGUCAAGGGAAUCGCUGCGCCCCUGCAUAUCGAGAACGUUGACACCGACAUGAUCAUCCCGAAACAGUUCUUGAAGACUCUGAAGCGGACUGGCCUCGCGAGCGCGCUGUUUUACACGCUGCGAAAAGACCCCAGCACGGGGAAGGACACCGACUUUGUGCUGAACAAGGCGCCAUACGACAAUGCGAAGAUCCUCGUGUGCACCGGAAAGAACUUUGGCUGCGGCAGCUCGCGCGAGCACGCACCCUGGAGUCUGAAUGAUUUCGGUAUCCGUUGCAUCAUCGCGCCGAGUUUUGCGGACAUCUUCCGGAACAACACGAUGCAGAAUGGAAUGCUGCCGGUUGCGCUGUCGGAGGCCGAGUGCCGCACGCUUGCGGAGGAUGCGGAGGCGGGGCUGGAGCUGGAGGUGGACUUGGACAGGCAGGAGGUGCGACGGGCGAACGGGAAGGCGCCCAUCGGUUUCACGACGGAUCCGUUCCGGCGACACUGCCUGUUGAAUGGGCUGGACGACAUUGCGCUGACGUUGCAGAAGGUGGGGUCGAUCGAGCGGUUCGAGGAGCGGCGGAGCGAGGUGUGGCCGUGGCUGGACGGAUUUGGGUACAAGGGCAAGAAGAUUCCGGUAGCACCUGCUCGGGGGAGCAAAAAGAUGGAGUGGUGAGGUGGGGAGGGGAUUCGAUGGGGAUGGUGGGGUGUGUACCAGUAGUGUACUGCAUGGCAUAACUUGCGAGAGC
Heterobasidion irregulare TC 32-1 is the source of this 2341-nucleotide messenger RNA. RefSeq lists its product as uncharacterized. Gene Ontology annotation, cellular component: 3-isopropylmalate dehydratase complex. The coding region runs from base 1 to 2268 and encodes 755 amino acids. Lineage: Eukaryota; Fungi; Basidiomycota; Agaricomycetes; Russulales; Bondarzewiaceae. The record is from RefSeq and is a predicted model, not a curated record. Gene Ontology annotation, molecular function: 4 iron, 4 sulfur cluster binding; 3-isopropylmalate dehydratase activity. Gene Ontology annotation, biological process: L-leucine biosynthetic process. The transcript has 9 exons.